Branchiostoma belcheri (Belcher's lancelet) is the source of this 1125-nucleotide messenger RNA. RefSeq names its product glycosyltransferase 1 domain-containing protein 1-like. The transcript has 13 exons. Gene Ontology annotation, molecular function: glycosyltransferase activity. The record is from RefSeq and is a predicted model, not a curated record. Bases 205 to 1125 code for a protein of 306 amino acids. NCBI's taxonomy places the organism in Eukaryota, Metazoa, Chordata, Leptocardii, Amphioxiformes, Branchiostomatidae.
AUGAUAAUACGUAACGUUACUUCGCCACAUAAAACACUCCCACAAGAUGUGGUUAAAAAUUAUUCCCAACAAAUUACACCCCUCCAAGAGAAGUGAACUCGUCCACCGUAGGUCAAAGUGCGCAAGUGACAACAUGGCGGAUUUAGACCAAAAACUUUCUUGUGGAAAGAGAAAACAAAGCUAGGAUGUGAGAAAGAACAAGUCAUGACAACCCUCCUGCUGGCCUACUGCUUCCCGUGUUCAGGGAACUUAAUAACUGCAGAGAGAAUCAGGACGUCUUUAGAAAGCGGUGGGCACAGGUGUAUCAGGAAGUGUACCAGCGACUUUGAUGGCUGCAAAGAAUUCUGGGAAUUCAUCACCGACAAUGGCAUCAGGUGCAUUAUGGGAAUCAACGCCUGCAGGACAGGACUUCUUCUCAGGGACUGCCCAGUACCAUUUGGACUGGUAUUUGGAGGGACAGAUCUGAAUGAAAGUCCAGCAAUUCCAGACAGUAUGGACCUCAUGACAGCUACUGUCAACCAAGCCAGAUUUCUGGUGUGUUUCUCAAAAGAGCUUAAACAACAAGCCUUAAGACUCUGGCCCCAUGUUCUUGACAAGAUCCACAUACAGCCACAAGGUGUUUGUACAUAUGCUUCUACGCCAUCUCACCGCAGUGACAUCUUAACUGCUUACAGAACUGCUGAGUUUGGUUCAUGUGCAUGUGGUUGUACAGAUAAUUUGGAUGACUCCACAAAAGUUUUCCUCCUUGUAUGUGGACUUAGACCAGUGAAGGACCCACUAUACCUGCUGCAGGCAUUUUCUGAAUGGCAUAGAAAUGACAGCAGGGUUCUUCUUAUUAUUGUGGGACCAGAGAUGAAUGAGGACUAUGCAAGAAAAGUAAAAGGUGAAAUCUGCAGAUGUCCAGGCAUCCUCCUGCUGCCCCCCCUCCCCCAGACUGACCUCCACACACUCAUGCUGCACUCCUGUGCUGUGGUCAACUCCUCAGUCAGCGAGGGGAUGUCAACAGCCAUCUUGGAGGCUAUGUGUUUGGGAGUGCCUGUGAUAGCCAGGAACAUUGCCAGCAAUGCUGCUAUCAUCACACACAAGGAGACAGGACUGCUCUACAACAGUCCAGAGUUUGCAUAG